GGCGAUGAAGCCCCGCGUCGUGGCGCAUUCCAAGGCCAGAUCGGGCGGAAAGGCGGCCGUGCCGCAGCAGGCCGUCUUCGAGAUGAAGCAACGGGUGAUCCUCUUGCUGAACAAGCUCGCCGACCGCGACACGUACAAUAUCGGCGUGGAAGAGCUCGAGAAGGCCGCUUUGAGGUUGACCCCCGACAUGAUCGCUCCUUUCCUGUCGUGCGUCACCGAGACCAAUGCCGAGCAGAAGAGCGCCGUCCGCGCGGAGUGUGUCCGACUGAUGGGUACCCUGGCGAGGUCCCAUAGGAUCCUCUUGGCUCCCUAUCUCGGCAAGGUGGUCGGUUCCAUCGUCAAGCGCCUCAAGGACACGGAUUCCGUCGUCCGUGACGCCUGCGUCGAGGCGUGCGGCGUUUUGGCGACCAGCAUUAGAGGCGGGGAAGGCGGCGGAGGGGCAACGUUCGUUGCAUUGGCCAAGCCCCUUUUCGAAGCUUUGGGUGAGCAGAACCGAUACGUGCAGGUGGGUGCGGCGCACUGCUUAGCGAGGGUCAUCGAUGAGGCCAGUGAUGCUCCGCAGAACAUCUUGCCACAGAUGCUCACGCGUGUCAUAAAGCUGCUGAAGAAUCAGCAUUUCAUGGCUAAGCCGGCGAUCAUUGAGUUGAUCAGAAGCAUCAUACAGGCAGGAUGUGCUUUAGCAGAGCAUACUUUAUCUGCUGCAGUUACGAGCAUUUUGGAAGCUCUUAAAAGUAAUGAUUGGACAACACGCAAAGCUGCUUCUGUGGCAUUGGCUGGAAUCGCCGUCAACCCUGGAUCUUCUUUGGCUCCUCUGAGAAGUUCUUGCCUCCACUUCCUUGAAUCCUGCAGAUUUGACAAAGUGAAACCUGCGCGGGAUUCAAUCAUGCAUGCCAUACAGUGUUGGAGAGCUCUCCCAGUGACCCAUUCUUCUGAAACUUCAGAGGCUGGAUCAUCCACAAAAGAAAAUUUUGGCAAAGACAUUAAUGUAGUCACCGGUGUAUGCAAUAGUCGAUGGAGAGACACAUUGUCUAGAAAAAAUGGUCCUGUUUCUGACUUAUGUGGAAAUUCCACCAGUUCAACACAAAAAAGAGCUCCUCUAUCUGUCAGGAAACCAUGUACAACUAAUAUGCAGAGUCAUCAACGUAUGAAGUCAAACGAUUGGCACAUUGCGAUGUCAGUCCCCAAGACUCAUGGUACACCAUUGGUUAAUAGCAAUAGUGUAAAGUCUGACAGUAAUGUAAUAGAUCUUUUAGAAAGAAGGAUGCUAAAUACUGCUGAACUCCAAAAUAUCAACUUUGAUUAUGGUUCUGUGUUUGAUAAGACAGAAUGCUCUUCCGUAUCCGUUCCAGAUUAUCGGAUCUAUGAGAUGGAGCAUUUAACUGUAUCUCAUGACUGUGAUGGGGAGAAUGAUUCUGAGGGCAAUGAUUCAAUAAGUCCAACAAGAAAUAAUCAUUCUGCCAUUGAGGACAAUGGACGAGAAUGCCUUGGUACCCAGGAGCGGAAGAGUCCGGAGUCCACUAUUUCAGAUUUGUGUUCACGCAGUAUGCAUGGAUGUUGUGUGCAUGCUGCAAAUGGACUGGCUGCCAUCAAACAGCAACUCCUAGAAAUUGAAACAAAACAAUCAAAUUUGCUGGAUCUCUUACAGGUGUUCAUUCGAAACUCAAUAGAUAAUGUUUCAAAGCUACAGUCAAAAGUGAAUUUCUUGGAGCAAACUCUAGACAAGAUGACACAUUCUGUUGCUGAAUGUGAAAAUUAUUCUAGCAUGGUUUGCUCAAAAAUAUUGAAGAAAGUUCAAACAGUGUCUUCGUCCCCUAAGCUUACACCUAGGCCAUCAGUGGAUAACAACUACAAUGAUUCAUCACUUUUAUCUUCAAAAAGCAUGGAGAUUUGGCAGGAUAAUUUGUCUUCAAAGAGUAGAUCUAGCACUUCGGUCAUAGAGGAAGGGGAGAUUUUGGAGGAUUCACCACUUGACAUACUGCAAAGUCCAAUACCCAGAGGUGUAGGAAACAACUCAGGAAGAAGCCUUAUAUCUCUAAGAAACCAAGAAAGAGAUGCGAAAGAUGCAAGCGUCGGGGCUAGCAAUUUGAAAGAUGUGAAUGGAUACCUGAAACGAAUUAAGGAAUUUCUUAGUGCAGGGAAUUUGGAGUCAGCUUAUGUGGAGGCAAUACUUUCUGGUGAUGAUCUUAGUCUUGUCCUGCUCAUGGAUAGAACUGGCCCUGUUCUGGAUAAAUUGUCACACGAGACUACGAAUGAAGUACUUUCCAUUAUGGCCACAAACUUUGUCAAUCGAAGAUAUCUGGAAGGUGCAAUUCCAUGGUUGCAGCAGGUGGUUAAUUUGACCAUGGCUAAUGAACCGAGGAACCUCUUCCUGUCUACAAAAGCACAGAUGGAUUUCCUAUUAGCACUGCAGGUAGCAGCAACAAGGGGAUGCGCUGAUCCAGUAGCAAAGACGUCCAUAUCGCGGUUAGCAGUAAAGUUGAGCAAAUUAUGGCAUGGUGACCCAUCCAGGAAGGGUCUGCCUCCGAGAGGAUCACAAGGGAACAAGAAAUGUGCUUUCUAGAACAAGGAGAUGACAUCUAUUUCGCAUUAUAUUCAACUUCUGAAGAUUUUGUAUCAUGAUACUUUCUCCUUUAAAUAAAUUUUCGGUUCACCCAUGUCGUUUCUCCAAAUCUUACAAUGUAAGUGAUAGAAAAAUGCAAAUCAUGACCCAUACAAUGGAACAAAAAUAAG
Musa acuminata subsp. malaccensis (wild Malaysian banana) is the source of this 2730-nucleotide messenger RNA. RefSeq names its product TORTIFOLIA1-like protein 2. NCBI's taxonomy places the organism in Eukaryota, Viridiplantae, Streptophyta, Magnoliopsida, Zingiberales, Musaceae. Gene Ontology annotation, cellular component: microtubule. The record is from RefSeq and is a predicted model, not a curated record. Gene Ontology annotation, molecular function: microtubule binding.